UUCUUCAAGCAAGAUCAACCCAGCCGGUUCGAAUUCAAGCUCUCAGAAAGUGGCUCAUUUCUUGCUGAGAUAUGGGUGCUUUUUGAGCUGAUCUUUGAACAUUUUGCUGAGAGAGAGUUGGGGAAGACAGAAGGGAUUUUGUGCUCUAAAACUGGACAGUGCUUCCUGUAUUUUUCCCUCUGGUUGUAGGCUGAGUAGAAGACUCUCCAAAUUUUUUAAUUACAAGGUUUUCUUUGUUCCCCUCUCUCCCUGCAUGCUGUGGGGGUGGAGGAGGCCUUUUUCUUUUUGGCCUUUUCACCAUCAAGUUUCUGAGGCAGGGGCCUCCAAGCUGACAAGGUUUGAAAGCACAGGAGACUAAAGGAGAAGUGGGACCAUGUCUUCACAUGAUAAAGAAGAUCUUACAGUCCUUCUCAACUUUCUCUCAAAACUUGGACUGGACAGAUUUUAUCCCAACAAGCUCACUCUGCGGUCUGUCUUGGAGAUCAACAAAAACAGUGUGUAUGAUGGAGAUGUUUCAUCAGUAGAGGAAAUACCAUGGUGUUUUCUCAGAAAACUGUUUAAAAUCAAUGCAGAAUGCAGGAACUAUACAGAAAUAUCAAACAAAGUCGAUAAUGAAGAGGAAGAAAACAAUGAUGUCUUUGACCUAGACCUUUACACUGCAGAGGACUCUGCAGACAAUAAGGUGAACCUUCUUGACCUUGUAGUUGCACUCUUCUAUUGUGCUGACAGCUUCUUACAACAAGAAAUAGCCCUUAAAAUGUCAGUGUGCCAGUUUUCUGUCCCACUGCUGCUGCCCCAUGGCAACAAAAGUCUGUGUACCUUGAUGCUGUGGGCUCUGAGAGACAUCGUCAAAGAGUGGCGUCCACAUGAAAUGUCUGAAUCAAGAGGGUUUGUUGAAGACAGCAUUGUCCAGACAGAACUACCAUUCUUCUCCUUUGUGAGGCUUAAAAACUGCAGUUUAUCCAAGUCCCAGUGUUUGAAUCAUAUUCUCAGCCUUGGCCAGUACAGCAGCAACAUGUUCAUACACAGAGAUAUGAAAGGAGGAGCCAACAAAAGAAAAAUUGCAAACGGAUUGACUGAGGUCUGCUGGUACCUCCCCUCUGGCAGAGAAAAACUUGACAAAUUCCCAAAACCAGUCACUGUUGCUAAUCUGAGAGGGGACAUUGGUCAGUCACUUUCCCAAUUUAGUUUUCUUUUUGAAGUGUCAACUGCUACCUUUGUAUUUCUGGACAAAGUUGAAGAAGAUGAGCAGAAGAUCCUGACAUCUCUUAAAGACGUGACAUCUAAACUGUUCCUGGUUGUGAACCGUAAGGCGGAGAAUGCUAAAGAGGAUCUGACCACCGUCAAGAUAGCAGUGGAACAGUUAAAUCUACCACAGACCAGCGUGAAAAUCAAAGACUCACGUGUAAAUGUAAUAGAGUUUUCAGAGAAACUUUGUGCAACCAUCAACAAAUCACUGACAAAUAUGAAAACUCCAACAAAAAUUGAAAACAUGCUUGACAAGGCUGUUGAACUCGGCCUGUCUGAGGAUGAAAGCAUAAGUGGCGAACAAAAGAGGGCUGCUGAGGAGAUUGUGAAAGGAAUUGGUUUGCAACCAAUACCAGACUACAAGAACAAACAGCUGCCUUUACAGGGUGUUAACUGGAAAAGUCUGUCAAAGAUAGAAAUGGAGGAAUGUAGGUCACAAAAAGCUGGUGAUCAAGGACUGGAAGAACAGAAAUCUCAGCUACAAGACAAAAAAAAAGAAAUCCUGAAGGAGCUUGGCAAAUACAAACUUUCUGAAGCCAUGAAUAUUUUCACCAAACAAAUAUCUGAAAGGGACAAAGUGAAAAGAGACUUUUUCCUGAAGUGGAUGAAACUUAAACUGAAUGCUCAUCUGCAGCCUGCCAUGCAACAAUCUUUACUGCGUCACAAGUUGUCAGAACAGCAUAGCAAAAAGGAGAAAGAUGUGAAAGAGAUUGCAGAGCUGGAUCGAGCUUUGCUGGAAAGCUCUUUGGGAAUAGAGCAUUACAUGAGAGAGAUGGGGCUGAUCUAUGAGUUCACCUCAAAGUCACCAAACUGUGAUGAAAUAAUCUCUCGUCUCCCUGGUUUGGCUGCUGAAAUGUUGUUGGAUGGAUAUCCUUUAGAGCUUCUUGAUGGAGAUGUUUCCAACAUCCCACAGAGGUGGGUGACAGAUGUGCUGAAGGAGCUCCACAACAAGGUUGGAGGGAAGAGCCGACUCCUGGUGCUGACUGUGCUGGGUGUUCAAAGUUCAGGAAAGUCAACACUCCUCAACACCAUGUUUGGUGUUCAGUUUCCUGUCAGCAGUGGCAGAUGCACAAGAGGAGCAUACAUACUCUUUCUCAGAGUCAGUGAUGACAUGCAAGCCGAGUUGAACUAUGACUUCUUAGUUCUGAUUGACACAGAAGGUCUUAAGUCUCCUUGUUUGGCACAGCUAGAAGACAGUUAUGAGCACGAUAACCAGCUAGCCACCUUUGUCAUUGGCUUAAGUGAUGUCACCAUUAUCAACAUUGCAAUGGAAAACUCCACUGAAAUGAAAGAUGUUUUGCAAAUUGCAACUCAUGCAUUCUUGAGGAUGAAGACAAUUGGGAAAAAACCAAUAUGUCAUUUUGUGCACCAAAAUAUUGGUGGAGUUUCUGCCCACGCAAAGACCAUGACAGAGAGAAAACAUCUCUUGGAGCAGCUCAAUGAAAUGACGCAAAUUGCUGCCGAAAUGGAAAAACAUCCCGACAAACAGUCAUUCACAGAUGUGUUGGACUAUGACUUGGAAAAAAAUAACUGGAACAUCCCAGGACUGUGGCUCGGGACCCCUCCAAUGGCACCAGUGAACACAGGUUACAGUGAAGCUGUGGCAGAUUUCAAGAAAAAUCUUCUGGAGACUGCAAAAAGAGACAAAAGCGAUCGUGUUUCAGAUAUCCCAGAAUUUCUAGAGUGGGUGAAAAGUCUCUGGAAAGCAGUGAAGUAUGAGAACUUCCUUUUUAGUUUCAGAAACACUCUUGUAGCUCAUGCCUAUGACAACCUUUGCAUCGAGUUCCAAACGUGGGACUGGGAGUUCAGAAAAGAGGUUUCCCGCUGGCAAACAGCCACUGAAAUGGAAAUCUCAAAUGCUGACAAUCAGUCUGACCUUCAGGAUCUGAAUGACAUGGUCAAAUCAAAAAAGUCAGAGCUGUUAGACAAAAUAGCAGAACAAAAACAAAUAAUGGAAGAGAAACUCCAAGAGUACUACAAAAGGAAAGACAGACAUGUGAAUCUAAUUCAGAAGUUCAAAACUGGAUUCAAGCUACAAAUCGGGAGUCUUGGAAAUGAAAUCCAACAUUCAGCAGAGAAUGACUUGGAUCGUGCACUUCACUACAAAAAAAGUUCAAAAGAGGCUGAAGACAUUCAGAGAAAACACAGAGAAGUGAUUGAAGAACGGGUCAUGACAGUAGUGAGAGACUGCAAACCCCAAAAGCUGUCUGAGGAGAAGCUGAAGGAAGAGUUUGAAAAGAUGUGGGCAGAUGUCACUAAAAAUGUGGCUGGCCUGAAAGAACAAGACAUACCAGCAAAAGUCCUUAACCAACUGAGAAGACAUUUUCUCAACCUUAAUGUCAAUGAAAACUUACGGAAAAUCACAGACCUCCAACAAAUGGGGACCAGUCAAUUUCAUGUCAAGUCAGAGCAUGUAAAGACAAGUUUUAAAGUAUGGAGGCAGGGAGAUAUGAAGAGAGAACUGCAGAGCCUGGCAGACAGUGUCAUUGAUUGUUGCACACGAUUUAUGGAAUACACUGCACAGUCAGGCAGAGACUACCAUGACUCUUUCACAAAGGAGCUUCUGGAAAAGGCAGAUGAAUCCAUGAAGCGACGCUCCAGGAACCACACGCCCCAGUUUGAGAUAGACCUGAAACUCCAUAUUUGUGGCUUUGCCUCGAGGAAGUUCCUUGACAUGCACAGAAAGUACUUGACUGACAGGGAUCCAAAAAUUAAGCUGGAGAUUAAAAAGAAACAGUACUUGGAAAACUUCAAUGAUUUAUACAACAAGAGAGAUGAUUGCCAACGAAAAGCAAAAAAAUAUGUCAGGGUUUGUAUGAAACCUGCUGUUGAGGAGUACAUCAACAAAUCUCUGGGAGUCGACAUUGCUGAUGACAUUUUAACAAGCUGUCAUUCACCACAGUACACUUCUCGCUCUUUUUUCCAGUACAACAUUCAGAAAGAGUUGUUGGAAAGAGGUGACUUUGUCAGUUUUGUCAAGUACAUCAGCCAGUAUGAAGUAUUUGUUAAGGACUGGAUUUUUCAGCAGGUCCUGCAGAAAAUGUCAGAGGGCCAGACUCUGUGCAAACUGAAGAAUAAAAUUCUGCAGGUCAUAGUUUACAAAAUCACAGAAGCUUUGAGACAAUCUUCAAAACACAGCGAUGGCACUCUGCUGCCAGAUAACCAAGAGAGCAUCCCAGAGCUCAUCAACAACAUGCGCAAGUGCUUGAUCAAAGACAUCUCGAUCUCAGUGGAGGAGGAAAAAACCAUCUUGUUUCAAAUCCAAAGCACAUGCCAUCCAUUUAAAGACAUGCUCGUUACAUCAUUAGAUGAACUGAAGAAGGAGCUGCAGGAGGAAUUCUCAAACUCCAAAAACAUCUCUGAGACUCUGCACAAACUCCCAAUCAAACCACAAGAUGAGCUCUUCAAGCAAGUGUUUGGCUGUGGGAAACAAUGUCCAUUCUGUAAAGUUCCUUGUGAGGCUGCAGGGAAAGUACACAAGCAACACCAUGCAGCUGUGCACCGGCCUCAAGGUCUUGGUACGUACAGGUGCUCAGAAACUCAGAAGUUGGUUGUAAACCUGUGUACAACAGACGUCCACAGUGAGCAAACAUUCCAAAGCCCAGAGACUGAAUGGAAAACUCAGAAUUAUAAGGACUACGCCAAGUUUUAUCCAGACUGGCACAUUCCUCCUGACUGCAGCAUCAAAGCUUCUGACUACUGGAAGUUUGUUCUGGUAAAAUACAACGACAAAUUUGCUGAAGAAUACGAAGCCAAGCCUGCUGAUGUUCCAGCGGCCUGGAGAAGCAUCACAAAAGAACAGGCACUGACAGGUUUAAAAGAAGCCUUCAACAUACAGUGAACACACAAUCCUGGAAAAUAUCCAUCAACACAAAACAUUUAAAUAGUGGAGCUUUCCCUCCAGCCCUCACAUUAGGGCUUUCAGCAAAACAAUGAUUGAAUUUAGAGUCAUUUACCUGCUUACCUUGACAAAUGGAUAUCUUAAAAAGGGAGAAAGAACCCAUGAAAUACUCUGAUAAUCAUUUCUCUGUUUCUGUGUUUUGAUUUCGUUAAUCUGAUGUUGUGGUCUCAACAAGAAAUGCUUCUAACAGUGAAUAUUUCAGCACCUUGGUCUGGUGAAUGUGACUGAGGACAGACAAUGAGCUGACUAGUGUGCAUGAACUUAAAUAGUAAUGUUGAACUUUUGAGAUUGUGUUUUGUAAAGUAGAAAUAUUCCAUUGUCUCUGUCACGAAAAUUCUGUCAGUACUCAUUCUUUACGACCAGAGAGUAUAAAUAUAGUGAUUAGAUAGAGAAUUCUUUGUGUUUCUGUUCACUUAUCUUUUGCAGUUGUGACUUUUUAUUCUGUUCAAAGAUAACGCUGAAAUCUUUUUUAUUUUUUGUCAGCACACACAAUGAUCAAUUCAAAGAUUUGAUAAUGAAAAUCGUAUUUUGCCUUUUCUUUCAGCUUUUGAUGACUUCUCUUUGUUAUUUUGUGAUGUUGUUUUGCUAUGUGGAUUUUAAUUGAAUGUGCACAAUAAUAAUUAAGGUAGCAAUGAUCAUAAUGUUCUUUAAGACCAUACAAGAAAGUAUGGAUGAAAAGAUGAUGUUUUACUAAAGAUCAUGUGGAAAAAAUAUGAUGUUUUGAUGCACUGGUGUUCAAAUGUUUCCUGUUGUGUUUCCCAGUUGGACUUCUGAUUGGUGCUCCUAAAAUCUCGUGUAACAAAAACACAAGAGAGUAAAAAAAUUACAUGUGCUUGACAACACUGUAGUAUAAGAUGUGAAUGUAAAUGACUUUAAGGGCUAACUUGCUGUACUUUUGUGUGACUCUCACAUACUCCUGGUCUUAUGUUUUGAUAAAAUUUUGUUGUACUGAUGUUUUGAUGUUUGCGCUUAGUCACAACUAUUGAUGGUGACGCUGUGGAAAAUGUUUCUACACAAAGAGUUUUAAAAAGAUGUUUUCUACAUUGUCAUGGUCUAAUCAUUUUGACUUUUGUUUUUCUUGUCAAUGGAAAUUAGUUUGUCUUUAAUGUGUAUUUGAUUCAGUCAGUGAAUCUGUCUUGUUAAAUAAACUAAAUGUUUUCAUGUUUCAGUAAUGUUGAUGAUAGCAGAUGAUAGCAGGAAAAGUGUGGCCUUAUUUUGUAAAUUCAGACAUAUGAUGAGAUAACAAGCUUCACAUGCUGUUGUUCUUAUUUGUCUUUCUGUUUGACUGUUCAGAUUUUCUUUCUUAACUCAUAAUGACAAGCAAUAAAUUUGAU
This is a messenger RNA of Cheilinus undulatus (humphead wrasse), 6483 nucleotides long. Its product is annotated as up-regulator of cell proliferation-like. Lineage: Eukaryota; Metazoa; Chordata; Actinopteri; Labriformes; Labridae. The coding region runs from base 374 to 5089 and encodes 1571 amino acids. The record is from RefSeq and is a predicted model, not a curated record. The transcript is spliced from 3 exons. Gene Ontology annotation, molecular function: GTP binding.